Messenger RNA from Thelazia callipaeda (thelaziosis nematode), 1209 nucleotides. NCBI's taxonomy places the organism in Eukaryota, Metazoa, Nematoda, Chromadorea, Rhabditida, Thelaziidae. The record is from the annotation of a GenBank genome assembly.
UUGCAGUCUGACACGGAUUCUUCGAUACACUUCCCUUACCCAAAUCGUCAUCCAGUGAUUGGAAUCAAUUCCAUCGAGAGUGAGUGCAGCUGUCGAUGUCGCAAGCCGUUUCAUCAUGUUCCGGACAGUCCAUCUACUGUUGCUAAUGUUUCCGGGUGUAUUUAUCCAUGUCAUACUCCAGACCGAGGUACAUGUUUCGUGCUAUCCGCAUUCACUGUACUGACAUUCUUGAUUGAAAAGGAACGGUUUCAGUACCCGGAACGACCAAUAUUUUUGUUGGCGUUCUGCCAGUUGAUGGUAUCAAUCGGUUUUAUCAUUCGGGUUAUCUAUGGGCAUGAAUAUAUCGCCUGUGAUUCAACUAUAAUAAAAACUAACGAUCAGCAAAUGAGUCUUUGCCAUUUGGUUUUCCUCUCAAUCUACUUCUUUGGUAUGGCGGGUUCAGUGUGGUGGGUCAUCCUCUCUUUGACUUGGGUCCUCGCAGCAGCAAGUAAGUGGUCUAGUGAGGCGAUUGCAAGUUAUGCAAAUUACUUUCACUUCAUCGCUUGGUGCUUGCCUGCAAUGCAGACAGUUGUGGUACUGAUUUUCGGUGCAGUAGAUGGUGACCCACUAAGUGGGAUAUGUUACGUGGGUAACACAAAUGUCAGCCACCUCAAGACAUUCGUCUUUGCACCAUUAUCAAUUUAUCUCAUAACUGGCGUUUGUUUCUUAUCAGUGGGAUUCUUCAACCUUUGGCGUAUACGUUCUCUCAUGCAGAAGCACCAUCCUGGAAAUGAAAAUACGUCAAAAAUGACGCAACUAAUGUCAAAAAUCGGCAUAUUCUCUGUGCUUUACAUAGUGCCAGCUAUAUUUGUUCUUAUGGUGCUAGCACAUGAACAGCAUUAUCGGCCCAUUUGGGAACGAUCCCUCUUAUGUAAUUGUGCUGAACAACUUGAUCAACAAGCUGAUACAUUCACUUUAUUGGCACUAAUUAAAAAUGCAUCGAUGUUAGUGGUUGGUUGGACUUCAGGAGUUUGGAUUAUUUCUCGAAAAACAAUUCAGAGUUGGAAACGUGCGUUGUGUUGUUUACGCGGUACAACCAUAUCAAAGCAUAAAUAUCAGCCUGCGGAUAUAAUUUAUGCUCGAAGUGAUUGCAUAACUCCACAUAUGUAUAAUAAAGCAUUGCGACACUGUCAGGGAUAUAGUACACCUAUUUUACCUGAAAAAAUUUAA